UUCAAUAAAAAAUGGAAUACUUGUAGCAGGACAAAAGCCAAAUUUGAAGCUAAGUAUAGUAGUUGGCUUGAAGGAGUUUUUCACUUCAAUUUAGAUGUAGAGUGUGCUUCUGUUUCAAAAAAAAUUACAAAAAGAGUCGGUAGACCUCAAAAAAAGUUUGAGAAUUGCUGUACGCGUGCUAAACGAUAUAAAAUAAGUCAAGUUCGUUCAUUAUAUUCCGAUGAGCAAAUUAAAAGUGCUGCUAAAUCACGCACAAAGGCUCCAAAAAUGCACCAUAUCGACGCUGACAAAGCACUUGCUAUAUUUAUACAAACGGAAAUGUCGAAAUACCAAUACCAAGUUUUGAGACAAGGUUUAAAAAAAGAGGGCCACGACAUUCUUCCUCCUUAUAGUAAGAUUUUGGAUGCGAAGAAAAGGUGUUAUCCUGAAAGCAUGACAAUUACGGAUACUUCAGCGUCUAUUGAUUUACAAGAACUUAUAGACCACACAGCAAAGCGGCUGCUUCAUUCGAUGACUGAGGAUGAAAUCGCUGAAAUUGACGAUGAAUCAUUAAUAAUGUAUUCUAAAUGGGGUUGUGAUGGUGCGUCUGGACAAUGCGAAUACAGCCAAAAACUUGGUGAUAAAGAGUUAUGUGAUUCUAAUCUAUUUAUGACAUCAAUAGUGCCAUUAAAUUUGUCCUGUCGAAUAAACAACAACGUAGUAUGGAAAAACGAACGUCCUUCUUCUACGAGAUAUUGUCGAUGUAUCCAAUUUCAAUUCGCAAAGGAAACCCCUGAAAAGAUUCGAGCUGAAAAAAAUAGAGUAGAUGCGGAAAUCGCACAAAUACAAGAUUCAGUUGUUGAUAUACGAAAUCGAGUUUUUAAAGUUCGGCAUGAGUUUUUCUUUACAAUGUUGGAUGGCAAAACGGCUCAAGCUGUAACCGAAACUCCUGCAUCUUCUUCUUGCUUCAUAUGUCUCGCAACCACAUCUCAAAUGAAUUGCUUAGAAAAAAUUAAAGCUCGGCCUAUAAAUCCUGAAGCUAUCAAAUUUGGUAUGUCUCCUUUACACGCGCGUAUCAAAUUUAUGGAAUACAUUUUACAUAUAGCAUAUAACUUACCAAUAAUAAUGAAUUUGCGGAGAAAACUGGACUUAGAUUAGAUAUGGUAAAGCAAGGUAAGGGAACUACCAAUGAUGGCAACACAUCCAGGAGAUUUUUUGCCAAUCCUGC
Messenger RNA from Anastrepha obliqua, 1207 nucleotides. RefSeq lists its product as uncharacterized. NCBI's taxonomy places the organism in Eukaryota, Metazoa, Arthropoda, Insecta, Diptera, Tephritidae. The transcript has 2 exons. The record is from RefSeq and is a predicted model, not a curated record. The coding region runs from base 268 to 1137 and encodes 289 amino acids.